AUGGGGGUCCAUCGAGAAAACAGGUACGUUUUUGGUAUCCCUGGUUUCGAGAGAAGUAGACAUAAGUAUCUACGUGCUUGUGUUCUGAUGCGGAAAUUCGCAGAGGCUUCUGGGGCAUGUUUUCCAAGUAGUUUGCGAGGAACGAAACUGAGGAAACACAUUGCCACCAACUGUAUCAAUCUCGACCUCUCUGAAACUGAAGUCACAGAUGUGGCUAACUUCAUGGGACACAGUAGCAAAAUUCACAAAGAACACUAUCGUCAACCUAUAGCUAGUAGGGAGAUAUUGAGAAUAUCUAGAAUUUUAGAAUUGGCACAAGGUGGCAACGAUUCUGAAUCAGAUAAGGAAGACUGGAAUGAUGAAGAAAGGGGCAAUCGAGAAGUUUCUGAUGAAUUAUCGGCUGUGAUUAAUCAGCCAUCGUCGACAUUUUCUUCAGAAUCGAGUGGGAUUGAAGAAUCUGAGAAUUCUUGCAGAAAUGCUGAAAGAAAAAGAUUACUUUCUGAUGAAUUAUCGCCGACACAGCCAUCGACGUCUUUUUCAGGCCAGACUGUGAUUAACGACAGUAGGAAUGCCAAAAAGAAAAGAUCAACAUCUCCCUUCGGCCUCGUGAAAAAAAAGAAGAGAUGGACUGAAGAAGAAACGAGAGUGGCAAAUAUGCUGUUCGAAGAUGCUAUCAGAACGGAGAUAUAUCCAUCGCUGAAAGCUAUACAAGAAUUGAAGCAACGAUAUCCAUGCCUGAAAGAUAGGAAUGCGAAUGUAAUCAAAACGUGGAUAUCAAACAAGAUCAAGAUCAAAAGAGCAAGGCAAUCCAAUUGAAAAAGGAAAUGUGAAGAGGAAGUUUGAAUAUCUGAUUCAAUCAUGUUAUUUUAUGAGAAUGUUUUCAUUUAAUGCAAUUGUAAUUUAAUUUUCAUAUUAAAGUUUAAUUCAGUUUUC
Messenger RNA from Coccinella septempunctata (seven-spotted ladybird), 933 nucleotides. RefSeq lists its product as uncharacterized. The record is from RefSeq and is a predicted model, not a curated record. The transcript has 4 exons. The coding region runs from base 1 to 816 and encodes 271 amino acids. NCBI's taxonomy places the organism in Eukaryota, Metazoa, Arthropoda, Insecta, Coleoptera, Coccinellidae.